Molecule: messenger RNA, 3276 nt
Organism: Amoebophrya sp. A25
Lineage: Eukaryota; Dinophyceae; Syndiniales; Amoebophryaceae
Source: the annotation of a GenBank genome assembly
CUUAGACCCGUUCGGCGAAUUCACGGAUUUGCAGUGUCUGGAAGCACUGAGAGCAGCUCAGUUGAUCGACUCUUACCAUGUGCAUUUGAGCACUCCUGAGGAAACGGAGAUGGGUGUCGCCUGUAAACGCGUUUCUUCUCAACAGGGACCUCAGCAAAUGGUGGAACUGGAACUGGUUGUACCAACCAAACCAGGGUCUGCACCGGCUCGUGCUGGCCAUAUGAAGUCAACUUUUUCAAGUCGGAGUACUGCAGUGCCAUCAGUGAUGUCUUCUUCAGCGUGUGACGAUGGUAGGCUGUCUGCGGUUUCGUCUGCUUCUUCGAGUGUGUCUCCUGUCGAUCAUCAGCAGCUGAACGCUGACCUCCCACAGAACAAUCUUCUUCUCGAUGGCAUUGACGAAAAUCGACCUCGAUUCACAGCAUUCCUUGAGGGAACAGGUCGUAGGGAUCAAGAUGCUCCUGGAGCCCCGCUGCCUCCACUAGGAGAGCACCGUGAACCUGGAGUUGAUCAACUUCUGAUCAAUCAUGAUGACCCACUACUCCUUCAGCAGCAACAAAAUCUUCCCGCUGCUGCCAGAGCCUCAAUCGAUUCGACUUCAACCAGCACUGGGUCUCUAGCCUUGCGCUGUUCUACAGCUGCGCGUUGGUCCCCAGUGAGCGCCCUGACAUCGCCUACCUGGUUAGGGAAUCGGGAAUCUAUGGCUUCCGGCUUGGGGACAGGUCUGUCAAGUGGAGGAGAAUUAGCACUCGUUCCACACCCGGACAGUGCAGUGUCUACAUCUACUCUACAUCCACUUUCAUCUCAAACUCAACAGAGAGCGCAACAUCCAGCGCAACAUCCUCUUCAACAAACACAACAUUCUCAACACUUACAACUGCUCGCCCCGCCACCUGGUUCCUAUGGUGGCCCGGCUCGAGGUAGGGAAACGACCCUCAAAAGUCCUACGGAGUUUAUGCGAAUGCCCUUGUUGGAAGAGCAUCCCUCAGAAGCAUUGACAGCGUCCGGCACAGCCGAGGAACGCUCGUCAUCGUCGUCUUCUCCCACUAAAGAAAAUCAGGACGCUUUGAUGUCUACGAUAUUGAACGUAGGGGACGAUGCUGCUGCAGGAGAAACAGGAACAGUAAACGGUAGUGCCACGACUAGCAGCAGUACUAUUAAGGCUAGAAGAAAUCCAUCCUCACAGGCAUCUUGGUCCCGUUUCUCAAGGGAAAAAAGACGGAAGAUGCCGCUCAAAAUGGGAGACUUCUUCUAGCUCUAAUACUAGUCUUUCCUCCACAGGCCGCACAAGCUCCGCAGUCGUAGCCGAUACAACCAGCAUACUCCCUUCACCAGUGAAUCCUACGACUCGAUUUACGACAGUCACUGGCCCAGGAGAACUUUCCGCCUCCCUCUCUUCAACUGCUUCUUCACAUCAAUCUUCAUGCGUAGUAGAUGACGGAAGAGAUCAGAGUUUCCCCUCAUGCGUGCAGAGAAUCCUACGUCUGAAGCACGAUGUGGAUUUGCCAGCCGCUGUAGGGAGUUUAUCAGGUGAAGAACAUGAAGGUAAUAGUUCUCCAAUGGAUGAUGAAGAUGUAGGCGUACAACUACGUCAAAUGUCCCCUGUGCUUGAACAGGAUGAAGCUGAAGAACAACACAACCUGAAUGGUAGGUCAUCUUCAAAGACUUCUAGUAUACGAACAGCAUCGCCUCCGGGACUUAGUCCUCUGGGAAGUGGGGCAAACGACCAAGAACUGUCUGCUUCUCAAAAAACCAUGAGAUCCUCUGCCGGUCGUUCACCAUCACCACCAUCCAGUUCUGGCAAAUCCAGUGUGACAACAUUGCCGCCGCGACCUCAAAGGGCUGCUGGUUCUUCAAACCAUUCUAGUACACACGCAGGCGCAUCAUCUGCUAGCACAGUGAUGAACAGGCGUCGUUCCUCCUCUACAAUGAAGAAGAUACCUGCGCAAGGUGUUUUGGACAGGAAACUACUACCGGAAGGUGCGAAUUUGUCAGUUGGGGAAAGGCAGUUGCUGUGUUUAGCGAGAGUUUUGUUGCGGAAUCCAGAGUUGUUGAUUUGCGAUGAAGCGACAGCGUCAGUUGACUUGGAGACGGAUAAAAAAGUCCAAGCAGCUUUGAAAACAUGGUUGAGGACAAGGCAGGUACGAAGUGCCUUGGGAUUUUGAAUUUUUGCAAUUGAUAACUUUGUCUUCCUGCAUAUUAACCAUCAUCAUCAAAUAAAAAUAUUCCUAUCGUGAUCAAAAUCAUCAUCAUCAUCAUCAUCAUCAUCUUCAAGCUCCUCAUCAUCUUCAUCAUCAUCUUCAAACUCCAUUGUCAACAUCUCAACAUCAUCUCAAUCAUCUCAAACAUCUCAAAUACCUCAAAAUCAUCUGAAACAUCUCAAAAUCAUCUCAAAGAACUCUUCAAAAAUCGGAACAGAAUUGCUGCGUCUUAACCAUCGCCCAUCGGUUGGACACAAUUGCGGACUAUGAGAAAGUGAUGGUCUUAGAUAAGGGCAACGUCGUGGAAUUCGGCACUAUACCCGAAUUGAUGCGCAAGGAAGUGGGUCAUUUCCGCGCAAUGACACAAGCGGCGCCCGAGCCUGCUACGCGCAUGCUGUUUCAGCAGAGAGCUGGGGAACACGAAUGGUGAAGACAAGUUGAAUGGUGAAGAGCGGAGUCGGGGUGAAGAGCGGGGUCUGAAGACAUGAAUGGUCAUGAGCAGAGUCGGGGUCUGAAGACAUGAAUGGUCAUGAGCAGAGUCGGCGUCUGAAGACAGGAAUGGUCAUGAGCAGAGUCGGGGUCUCAGACUCACGACUCAUGUUGUGGCACUGAAGUAAGAGUAGGAACUGUUUCUAAGAUACGAUUUGUUGAGGGGUUCUGAACACGGUACUACCUCAUUCCAGUUGUACCAGAUGUUGGGCUGUUCGAGAUGCUAGAGAAGGUCCUCACUGUAUGGGUAUGCAGUGUCUGAAGAUUUUUGACUUUUUGAUUGAGGAGCUGCAGUGUAAAAAUAUCGACAACUUACUACUCCAAUAUGAUCAUGAAGUAGGAGGUAUUGAACAUUGAACAACAUUUCAAUUUCACCGUCUGUCGUUGUAAAUUACUAUACCUGCAAGAAGGGUCCAACAAAAAGAAAAACGCAAUGUAGUCGCCAGAAAUUAUCUCUAUUCACGCUGGCACCAUCCAUGACAUGAGUCGAAAACUUUUAUGAUCUUUGUGUCUCUGAUUUUGACGUGGUCUCCCAUUGAAACACGCUGUCCUUGCUUCUCCGCACACGCCUAAUCUUUGUGGUCUACCG